This is a messenger RNA of Penicillium antarcticum, 3342 nucleotides long. RefSeq names its product DEAD/DEAH box helicase. The transcript has a single exon. Gene Ontology annotation, molecular function: ATP-dependent chromatin remodeler activity; DNA binding; ATP binding. NCBI's taxonomy places the organism in Eukaryota, Fungi, Ascomycota, Eurotiomycetes, Eurotiales, Aspergillaceae. Gene Ontology annotation, cellular component: nucleus. The record is from RefSeq and is a predicted model, not a curated record. Bases 1 to 3342 code for a protein of 1113 amino acids.
AUGGACCCUGUUCCUGACAUUCCCCAUAAAACUCCCUCGCCUGAACCCGAGUACGAAACUAUAGCCACCCUCCCGCUCGCAACUCCUUCCCAGCGUUUCACGCAACCGACCCAACUCGUCGACAAUCCCUACUCGCGAAAUACUGUUAUCCAAGUCGCCGCUUCUUCACCUACCGGCCCUUCCUCUUCCCCUCCUCGAAGGCUUCAACCGCAAGGAGGUUUACUCUCAUCUCUGAUUGCCCCCUCGGGAACCCAGUUCCGCCCUCCCUCCGCCGGCCCUGCCAAAAGAAAGCCGGUAUUCGAUCUCGACGACGGUCCAACAUAUCGAGGCGGUUCGUCUGAAGACGAGCAACCCCUGCGCAGUACAGACAUAAAACCGGCCAUGUUUGAAAAAACUUUUCGCGGCCCCGAAAAAGAAAAAAUCAUGGAAUCCCCUGUCCGCCCCGACGCCGGUCCAAUGGAUCGUUUCCGUGAAAUUACUGCCUCCGCAAUGUACGAUCCCAAGUCUGCGCCUAUGAAGCGCUCUGCAGACGAGAUGGGCGACUUGAACAUGAAGGGCGUCGCCAUGAAGAGAAUUCGACAGGAUAUGCCCUCCCGCGCGCAGCCCGUACCGACCCCCGAUAUCACCUUUAUCCAGGAUUACCGAUUGCGCAUCAAGGUUGAGCGCAUUCUCAAGAUUAUGCCGCACAUUCCUGUACAGGUGAUUAUUAAUGCUGUUGUACAGGCUAAUGGCAAUUACGAUGACGCCCUCAACCUUCUGGCGGACAGUGCCCCGGCGAAUGGUGUCCAGCCUGUGUUGAUUGAGUCGUCUGAAGAUGAAUUGGCAUCGCCAGCUACAACAGGCCCGGUCCCCGUGGCCAAGCAGAAGAUCAAGGCCCGUGGGACUAUCCAGGACAAGUGGGCUGCUAUGAAUCUGCCUACCAAGGCCCAGGACUCCGACGAAGAAAACAAGCCCCGGCGCCGCCUCGUCCGCGGUCCUAAAUCCUCUCGCACCGCUUCGCCAGCUCGGCCUAUGAUGAUUGAUUCUGAUGAGAGCCCACCAAAGAAGAAGCUUAACCGUCUGCAAAAGGGCCGCAAAAUAGUCUCGCCUCGCUCGGAAUCCCCCGAGGCUAUGAUGAGUGAUUCUGAUGAUUCAGAUGUUCAGGUUCAGGAACCCACCGCUGGCGGACUGGAUUCCAAAGUCUUGAAGUUCUUCAACACUUGCGCGGUCCGUGAUCUCGCCGAUAUUGCAGCGAUCCCCGAGGAUCAAGCCCAGAUUAUCAUCAAAAACCGUCCUUUCCAGGCUCUCGAUGAUGUCCGCGUUGUUUCUGCUCCUGUUCCAGAGACUAGCAAGCCCAAGGGCAAGCGGGGUGGCAAAGCUCCCAAGCCAAUUGGUGAGAAGAUUGUCGACAAGUGUGUGGACAUGUGGACUGGCUAUAUGGCCAUCGAUGCACUUGUUGCUGAAGUCGAGGCGAUUGGUCAGCCAAUUACCGCGGAGAUGAAGAAAUGGGGUGUCGACAUGUUCGGCAAGAAAGAGGGUGAGCUUGAGCUCACUAAGAUCCCCAACUCCAAGUCACACGAUUCUGGCAUCGCGACGCCUUCGUCUGAUCACCAAUCACCUGAUGAGGAUGAGGAUGAGGAUUCACUUGUUCCGAUACGCAAAUCCCGGUUCAUUGGUCAGCCUGCCAUCAUGGCAGAUGACCUCGAGAUGAAAGAUUACCAAGUGGUCGGAAUCAAUUGGUUGUCACUUCUCUUUGAGCAGGAACUGAGUUGUAUCCUAGCCGAUGACAUGGGUCUGGGUAAGACGUGCCAGGUCAUUGCUUUCCUGGCCCACCUCUUUGAGAAGGGCAUCAAAGGGCCUCACCUGAUUGUGGUGCCAUCUUCCACCAUUGAGAACUGGCUCCGUGAAUUCCAGAAGUUUUGUCCAACCCUCUCGGUUAUGCCUUAUUAUGCCGGUAUCAACCAGCGAGCUGAGAUCCGUGAACAAAUUGAGGACAACCGUGACAAUAUCAAUGUUGUCAUUACUACUUAUACUAUUGCAAAGGCGAAGGUUGAUGCCAAGUUCCUUCGUGAUGUGGAUUUCACUGUUUGUGUCUACGAUGAGGGUCAUAUGUUGAAAAACCACCAGUCUCAGCUGUAUGAAAAGCUCAUUCGCAUCCCUGCCCGUUUCCGACUGCUCUUGACUGGUACGCCUCUCCAGAAUAACUUGCAGGAACUCGCUUCUUUGCUUGGUUUUAUCCUACCGUCUGUCUUCCGUGAGCACAAGGAAGACCUCCAAGCAGUCUUUGCGAACAAGGCGAAGACUAGUGACGAGUCCCACGCAACCUUGCUUUCGGCGCAGCGUAUCGAGCGUGCUAAGUCCAUGCUCAAGCCAUUUGUCCUUCGCCGCAAGAAGCACCAGGUCAUUGAUCUCCCCGCUAAGCAUUCACACGUCGGCUGGUGUGAGAUGAAGUCCUCUCAAAUCGACAUUUACGAGCACGAAAAGGACCAAGUCCGCCAACUUCUUGAAGACCGCGCAGCCGGCAAAAAGACCGGCUCCAAGUCUGCCAACAUUCUCAUGAAACUCCGCCAAGCAGCCAUUCACCCUCUCCUCGCCCGCCGUCACUACACUGACGAGAUCCUUCAAAAGAUGUCCAAGGCCUGUCUCAAGGAAGACAAAUGGUCCCUGUCCGACCCCAAAAUCAUCCUCGAAGAACUUCUCCCUUACAACGACUUCGAAUGCCACCACAUGUGUGUGGAGAAUCCCAGCUCGCUCGGGAAAUUUAAGCUCAAAAACGACGAAUGGAUGGACUCCGGCAAAGUAGAACACCUCCGCGAACUCCUAACUCGCUUCAUCGCCAACGGAGACAGAACCCUAAUCUUCUCCCAAUUCACAAUGGUAAUGGACAUCCUGGAACACGUGCUCGAAACCCUCAAAAUCGAGUUCGUGCGUCUAGACGGCCGCACAAACGUUGAAGACCGCCAAUCAAUCCUAGACGCCUUCCAUGAGCGCGAGGAAAUCCCAGUCUUCCUCCUCUCCACCAAGGCAGGUGGUGCUGGUAUCAAUUUGGCCUGCGCGAACCGCGUUAUCAUCUUCGAUUCAUCGUUCAACCCACAGGAAGAUGUUCAGGCGGAGAACCGCGCUCAUCGUGUUGGUCAGACUCGUGAGGUGGAGAUUUAUCGUCUUGUUACUCGUGGCACCAUCGAAGAGCAAAUUUACUCCCUGGGACAGACUAAGCUUGCGCUUGAUCAGGCUGUUGCGGGUGAGGAUGAGGCUGGUGCUAAGAAGGGUGAGGAGGCUGGUAUGAAGGUUGUUGAGGGGAUGAUGAUGGCUGAGAUGCAGAAUGGUACUGGGCCUAAGGAGAAGGUGGUGGAGGUAGAGUGA